AUGCCGUGUGGAAAGUACUUGAGAACUAGAUCACAGCUCCUUGUGCACCAAAGAAUAUACAAAAGGGAUGAACCUUUUGAACAUUCACACUGUAGGACUCUUGAACUGCACCGAAGAAACCACACAGGGCAGAAACAUUUUAAAUGCUCAGUCUGUGGAAAGAGAUUCAGUGUGAAGGGGACACUUCAACUGCACCGAAGAACCCACACAGGGCAGAAAUCUUUUAAAUGCUCAGUGUGUGGAAAGAUAUUCAGUGUGAAGGGGACACUUCACCUGCACCGAAGAACCCACACAGGGGAGAAACCUUUUGAAUGUUUAGUGUGUGGAAAGCAAUUUAGUUUCAAGGUGACUCUUCAAAAACAUCAGAGAAGCCACACAGGGGAGAAACUGUUUCAGUGCUCAGAGUGUGGAAAGAGAUUUAGUCGAAACGACAAUCUUCAACUGCAUCAAAGAACCCACACAGGGGAGAAACCUUUUCAAUGCUCAGAGUGUGGAAAGAGAUUUAGUCAAAAUGGCAGUCUUCAACGGCAUCGAAGAACCCACACGGGGGAAAAACCUUUUCAGUGCUCAGACUGUGGAAAGAGAUUUAGUCAAAAUGGCAAUCUUCGACUGCAUCGAAGAAUCCACACUGGGGAGAAAACUUAUCAAAGUUCAGUGUGUGGAAAGCGAUAUAAUUUCAAGGCGACUCUUCAAAAACAUCAGAAAACCCACACAGGAGAGAAAGCAUUUCAGUGCUCAGAGUGUGGAAAGAGAUUUAGUCAAAAAGGUCAUCUUCAACAGCAUCGAAGAACCCACACAGGGGAGAAACCUUUUCAAUGCUCAGAGUGUGGAAAGAGGUUUAGUCAAAAUGGCAAUCUUCAACUGCAUCGAAGAAUUCACACAGGGGAGAAAACUUUUCAAUGUUCAGUGUGUGGAAAGCGAUAUAAUUUCAAGGAGACUCUUCAAAAUCAUCAGAGAACCCACACAGGAGAGAAACCUUUUCAGUGCUCAGAGUGUGGGAAGAGAUUUAGUCAAAAUGCCAAUCUUCAACUGCACCGAAGAACCCACACAGGGGAGAAACCUUUUGAAUGUUCAGUGUGUGGGAAGAAAUUCACUAGAACUCAGUAUCUUGAAGCGCAUCAAAGAACCCACACAGGAGAGGAAAUAUUUCAAUGCUCAGAGUGUGGAAAGAGAUUUGUUCGAAAUGACACUCUUCAACUGCAUCGAAGAAUCCACACAGGGGAGAAACCUUUUGAAUGUUCAGAGUGUGGGAAGAAAUUCACUUGGAGCCUCAGUCUUCAACUGCACCAAAGAACCCACACAGGGGAGAAACCUUUUGAAUGCUCAAAUUGUGGAAAGAGAUUCAGGCAGGGUUGCCAUCUGAAGCAGCAUCAGAGAACCCACACAGGAGAGAAACCUUUUGAAUGCUCAGAGUGUGGGAAAAGAUUCAGUCAGAGUGGCUAUCUUCAACUGCAUCGAAGAAUCCACACCGAGGAGAAUCCUUUUGGAUAUUCAGAGUGUGGAAAGCAAUUCAAUAAGAAGUGGACUCAGGGAACUCACACAGGGGAGAAACCUUUUGAAUGCUCAGAGUGUGGGAAAAGAUUCAGUAAAACUGCCUAUCUGCAAAAGCAUGUGAUAACCCACACAGGGGAGAAACCUUUUGAAUGUUCAGUGUGUGGAAAGAGAUUUAGUAGAAAUUUCAGUCUUCGACUGCACCGAAGAACUCACACAGGGGAGAAACCUUUCGAAUGCUCAGAGUGUGGAAAGAGAUUCAGUCAGAGGGGGAAUCUUAAAAACCAUCAGAGAACCCACACGGGAAGAGACCAUUUAAACUCUCAGAGUGUGGAAAGCGAUUUAGUCUAA
Gekko japonicus is the source of this 1842-nucleotide messenger RNA. Its product is annotated as gastrula zinc finger protein XlCGF57.1-like. The record is from RefSeq and is a predicted model, not a curated record. Gene Ontology annotation, biological process: regulation of transcription by RNA polymerase II. NCBI's taxonomy places the organism in Eukaryota, Metazoa, Chordata, Lepidosauria, Squamata, Gekkonidae. The transcript has a single exon. Bases 1 to 1842 code for a protein of 613 amino acids. Gene Ontology annotation, molecular function: RNA polymerase II cis-regulatory region sequence-specific DNA binding; DNA-binding transcription factor activity, RNA polymerase II-specific.